Messenger RNA from Rotaria sordida, 819 nucleotides. Lineage: Eukaryota; Metazoa; Rotifera; Eurotatoria; Philodinida; Philodinidae. The record is from the annotation of a GenBank genome assembly.
AUGGAUAUAUCAUCGAUACCUGAAGAUUCAUCGUUAGAAAAAACAUUUUUCGCUCAUAUAUGUGAUAAAUAUUUUUAUUCAUCAGAAUGGUUAACAUUUACUAUUUGUAUUUAUAUUUCAUUUGAAUUAAUAUUUUGGUUAUAUAAUUUAUGUCUUGUAUAUAUUGAAUAUAAUGAUAUACCUGCCAUUGAAAAAUAUCGAAUACAAAAACAUAAACCAAAACUUCGUUUUCAAUCCGAAAUGAUUCGUGAAAUUAAAAAUGAAACAAUAAAACAUCAAAUAUCUUUAAUUUUUGCAUUAUCAUCAGUCUAUCCAUUAUUAAAUUUGAAUGGUCAUGUUUCUAUUCGUUCUUCAAUUCCAUCAUUAUUUACAAUUCUAUGGCACAUAACUGUAUAUAUAUUAAUAGAAGAUUUUAUAUUUUUUUGGACACAUUAUUUAUUUCAUACACGUUGGUUAUAUAAAUAUAUACAUAAAAAACAUCAUAUUUUUAAGCAACCAACUGGUUUAGUAUCUGUUUUAGCUAAUCCAUUAGAAUCAGUAUUUCAAAAUCAACUUGGUGUUUGGCUUGGACCUUUUCUAAUUAAAGAGAAACAUUUAUUUACAUUAUGUUUAUGGAUGUCAAUACGUGUUUAUCAAACAAUAAAUGCUCAUAGUGGUUAUGAUUUACCAUAUAUAAGUCCACAAUAUUAUUUUCCAUGGUUAUUAUCUGGUACAUUACAACAUGAUUAUCAUCAUCAGCAUGCACGAAUGAAUUAUGGAAGUUUUUUAACAAUAUGGGAUCGAUUAAUGAAUACACAUAAAUUACAAAAAGACGAAUAA